AUGUCCGCAAUUACACGAUUUCGAUGGCUUAGAUAUAGAAUGUGGAGAGUGGUAAUUAUGCGAGUAUUCCUAAUUCUUAUAUUCUGUUUCAUCGUUCUUGAAAUUACUUUUGGCUUACCUAACUAUAAGGAGCGAGCAAAGAAAGAUGCGGAAGUACGCAUAGAAUAUUCCCGAGUUUUUGAUGGCAGACAUUCACCGGUGACAACAAAAGAUUUGCAUAAAUUAAAAUGGAAUGAGAAACAUGUCCAGCGGCUGGCAAAAAAAAAUAAGAAUCGCAUGCCGAAACAUUGGAAAAUACCGAAACCACUUAAACCGUUGGAAUCAUUGAAACCCGUUGGAAUGGAAGAUCAACAUGAAGUGCAGAAUGAACACAUUAAAGCUUCUAAUGAUGAAUCAUUUUACACAAACAGGAUAAUUCAUUUUGAUUUGAAAGGCGCUGCACCAAAAAUCUCAUAUUUGAAGGAAGUAUUAAGGCUUAUAAAAUCAAAUGGUGCUACAGGAAUUUUGAUAGAAUGGGAGGAUACAUUUCCAUUUAGCGGUAUUCUAUCGGAGAAUCGUAAUACUGAUGCUUACACGAUAGAAGAAGUUCGUGACCUUUUGAAAACAGCUAAAUCACUCAACCUUAAUGUCAUACCACUCGUGCCAACUUUUGGACAUUUAGAAUGGAUUCUUAAAGUGGAAAAAUUUAGGAAAUAUCGACAAAAUGAUAUGUUUCCACAGGUUAUCUGUUUAGCAGAUAAUGAUGGCGUUUCAAUAGUUUUGGAAGCUAUACGACAGGUUGUCCAACUUCAUCUAUCAUUCGGAAUAUCAUAUUUUCACAUUGGUGCUGAUGAAGCUUUUCAGUUUGGUGAAUGUUUAAAAGAUCGUCAAUGGUUGGAAGUAAAUAAAAAUAAAGGAAAGGAUAAUCUUGCAGCAAUGCAUUUAGCAAAAAUAGCAAAUUAUGUCAAAACGCUAAUUCCAAAUGUUAGAGUGUUAGCAUGGUAUGAUAUGAUUAAAUCGUUUGAAAUGACAUUGAUUGAGGAAUAUCACCUGGAUGAACUUCUAGAAGUAGUAGUUUGGGAUUAUUCUGAAACGCUGCAACAACAAAAUGAAUUUACAUGGAAUUUGCUCGCUUCAAAAUUUCCAAUAGUUUGGGGCUCAUCUGCUUAUAAAGGAGCCAAUAAUCCAUCCUCGGAGUUUAUGGAUUUAAAGCAUUAUUAUCGAAAUAAUAAGGAAUGGAUUAUUCAUCGAAAAUUAUAUGGCGAUCUAUUUCAAUCAUUCCGCGGCUUGAUCAUAACAGGUUGGCAGCGAUACGAUCACUUUGCUGUGUUAUGCGAACUUCUUCCAGUUGGACUUCCAUCCGCUAUCUUAAAUCUUUUAUUAGCAAAAGCAGGUGAUAGAUUUUCUACUCAAUCAGUAAUUAAUACCACUGCUGCGGCAUUGAAUUGUUCAUCAAUGAUCUCACUCGAACAUAUCCAUUCAUUUAAUUCCUGCGAUUUCCCGGGUGUUGAAUUAUUCAACGUUAUUCAUGCUUUACGUGAUUAUAUCAGCGUGAUCAAAAAUGAAGUUUUUGAAAGUAACCAGGUGAAAGGUUGGCUUAGUCAAUUCAAUGUGCGCCAUGGUUACACUCAACUGUGGUACUUAGUACAGUUGAAAAGUAUCAUUGAAAUGCAUAUUAAUGAAAUGCUCAAUGUGGCCAAAAGGAUCGAAUUUCUGAUGCAACCAAUUUAUCGAAAAAAUACAAUUGAUGAAUGGCUCUAUGAAUAUACUGAUCCGAUCAUACAACAAUUGAUGCAAUUUUUGCAACAAAUUUCACAACUUAAAAAACAGCGAACAUUCACUGUUAGAAAUUUUGAUAUCAAAAGGAAACGAAUGAAUUAUAAUUUCUUCAUUCCGUAA
This is a messenger RNA of Cercopithifilaria johnstoni, 1878 nucleotides long. Lineage: Eukaryota; Metazoa; Nematoda; Chromadorea; Rhabditida; Onchocercidae. The record is from the annotation of a GenBank genome assembly.